Protomyces lactucae-debilis is the source of this 1910-nucleotide messenger RNA. Its product is annotated as Rho GTPase activation protein. The record is from RefSeq and is a predicted model, not a curated record. Gene Ontology annotation, cellular component: cytoplasm. Gene Ontology annotation, biological process: regulation of GTPase activity; signal transduction. The transcript is spliced from 13 exons. The coding region runs from base 284 to 1690 and encodes 468 amino acids. Lineage: Eukaryota; Fungi; Ascomycota; Taphrinomycetes; Taphrinales; Protomycetaceae.
UCAUGAACAGCGCGGGAGAUGUCAAAGCAUCUGCCUGGGUGAGUAGCUCAAAGCGUGAGAAUGUUUCGCAUCACGGCUCGGGGCGCGCGCCUAGAGGCUAGCGCUAGCGCGCCUCACAACCGCCUGGACGCAGUGAAAAGGCUCACAUUUCAGGGCUGUCUGCCAACGCCUGACUCUGAGAAGCAUCGAGCAAGAAGUUCAUCAGGAACGUUCUGUCUACUUUGCCCAUACUUGAGGUGACAUAAAUCACGAAACAGCCGCGUAGGUAUAGCCGCCAUCAAUCAUGACGGAUGAUCAGGCGAUCUUCCAAAACGAACAUGAUAAGCAAUUACUCUCGGAUUCUGGAACCAAACUCUUGUCCGAAAGAUUGAAGCAGACAGUUGUUGCAAUCAAGGAUUUCGCAGCUUUCCUCAGACGAAAAUCUACAGUGGAAGACGAGUCUUACAAAGCUAUGCAACGCACAACGCGACUGUAUGCGGAAAGUCUGAAGUCUGACCAGUCUCGGCAAGGAGAUUACGUUGCCAUUGUAUCGCAUUCGCUCGACCUUGACGAUGCUGCUACUCAAGCACAUCAAACAUUUGCCAAAUCUUUGUUCGAAGUUGCCACUGAUCUAGCGGAGACUGCUAAGGAGGUCGAGAGAAGUCGAAAAGCGUGGAAGGAGAAAGCACAGAGACAAGACAAGCACGUCUUGGAUCUGGAAGCUCAACGUGAGAAGGCAAUUCAAAAAUACACAUCGGCAACUGAGGAGUUGGAGAAACUCAAGUCAGAGGAAGGCCAAAAUCGCCGCACAGGGUUCUCUUUCAAAUCAAAAGCCGGCAAUCAUAUGGACGAUUUAAGUAAGCAGGAGGCCGCCCAAGCGCAGCGCUCAGAAUUGAUGUUGAGUUUGAGACCGCAAUCCAUUGCUGAAGCUCAGAAGCUCGCUCAAGAAGGCGACAGUACCCUGAAGCUGCAAAUGCUUAAAUUUGCUCGUCUUUAUGAAAGCUUCUUGUUGUCUCAGUGCAUGGCUAUCUCGCCCACUGACCAAUCUCAAUCGUUGCGCUCAACUCUCAACUUGAUAGACGAUUCGGGAAACGUCGGAGCUUCCGCCUCAUCAUCCCAUUCAUUAGUGAACAAUGAUCAAUUGGCUAGGCCGUCGGACCGCAUCUUUGGCUCUUCUCUGGCGAAAAUUUUGGCUAGAGAGGACCGCGUCAUUCCAGCUUGCGUCGAACAAUGCAUCGAGCUUAUCGAAGGGCAUGGAUUGACUACUGAAGGUGUGCCUUUGGCUUCGCUAGAUUCGCAGGUCAUUCAAGACCCCCAUUCCCUCUGCUCAGUGUUAAAGCUUUUCUUUCGAGAACUCUCGGAGCCGUUAAUCCCAAACCAGCGCUACAACGAAUUUGUUGAGGCUUCAAGAAUACCAGACGAACCAAGACGUCGGAUACGACUUCAUCAGGCGGUCAAUGAGCUGCCGGAUGAAAGCUACGCACUUUUGCGAUACCUCUUCCUUCAUCUUCAUCGAAUACAUCAAAAUCGUUCGCUAAAUCUGAUGAGUGCAGCUAAUCUUGCAAUCGUUUGGGGCCCAACGCUGCUCGGUGAUCAUUCCGUGGAAGAUAUGCCUCUCCAAUCCAUUGUCGUCGAGACAAUCAUACUCAAUUGUCUGCUUAUCUUCGAAGAGGAUACAGAGCCUGUUGCGCUGCGCGAUGACCACUUCUGAUCGAGGAUUUGCAUGGCAACUGCACAUGUGAGAGUCACGAUGUCUUACUGCGAGAAGUUACUGUCUAAAAUUGGAUGUGUCCAUGCUGAUGCUUUGAGCUUGCGCGUCAAUACACCUAUGAGGCCUAGUUCUCAUCGCACCCUGCACGCGGCUUUCGUCAAUUGAAGGAGAUUUGUAUAUUUUGACGACCUGUAGCAUCACAAAUGCGAAUAGAGGCUCG